GUGUAGGUUGAUCAUCGUGCGCUAAAAUUCAUGGCGCAUCACGUGCGAUCUUUUAUGGACGUAGCUCGCCCCCGGAACUCAACGUCUUCAUCGACAUCGAAAUCACGCGUCGCAAGGCUCAAGUGACUCAAGAAACACGUUCGAGGCACCAAUAUCUGCCAAUUGAUACUGGGUGCCCCCUGCUUCCGCGGCUAUGCCUGCGCAAACGAUGUCAGGCGUUCCUUAUAGCUCGGCUGUCGUAGAUCCCGCCUACUGGACCCACGACCAGUUAUCGUCACUGGCUCCGCAAGUCUCGCCCGGAGGCUCAUCAAUCCACGACAGUGUUCAUAGUAAUACUCAAUCUCCGCCAGCUCAAACGCCUCCGUCGGAUAGCAGCAGAACGAACUCGACCAGCGGCCAGACGAGUAGCCAAAAAGAGCCACUAAGGGCAUCUGUCGCUGUCGCAUGCGUUCCCUGUCGCAGUAGACAUCUAAAAUGCGACGGUGGCGUACGUUGUUCAAGAUGCAAGGCUGAUGGAGUCGAGUGUACUUACAUCAAAUCUCGAAGAGGAUGGAAAGGGAAAAGAAAGGGCAAACCUGACGAGGCCGGCGCGACUUUAGCCGUUCAUGAUGUACCGGUACAGGAAGUGCCUACCAGCAGCGGUCACUUAUCGUCACCUGAAGUCUCCUACAGCAGCAGCCUCAGCAGCCCCAUUAACGGACAUCAUCUUAUCCACACUGUCACCCCUCCGGUCCAACUUAACCUCAACGGAAUCGCAAGAGUGAACCGUUUUGGUCAUGUUGGCCCUGAGACCGCCACCCAAGCGUUUUAUCACUACUUCUACAACUCGCAUCCAUUUUGUCUGCCGGAGCCUAGAUUGGCGGAGGUUUUCAAACGACGCCUGGCCCCUCUACUGGAAUUAGCCAUUCAGUUUCUCGGAUCAAGUUACAUACCAGCAGUGCCGACGGAUAUGUACAAGGAAGCCCUAGAUCGCCAAAUCAAUAGCGGCAAUUAUCCAAGAGACGGUUAUUCGGUGCAAGCGUUGCUACUUUUCUCCAUUGGUCUUCAUGCGCACAACGAGGUCCCACGAGCUGCUCAGAUAUUCGCCACUGCGCAAACACUCACGCUCGAACUCCGUCUCAAUUGCAUGGAGUAUGCCAUUAUACACGGAGAGAAUGACUCACAGAUCCAAGAAAGCUGGCGGCGAACAUGGUGGUCCAUGUUCACUGUCAACGGGAUGAUGUGUGCGGUCAAUCCAGGAGUGCAGUUUAGGCUGAAAGACGUCGCGACUGAUGUUCCGCUACCAUGCGAGAACCACCAGUAUUUCUCAGGUUACAUCCCCUACCCCAACACUCUCGAAGAUUACGACGACUCCGCCUUUCUCCCCACCAUCCCUGUCUUCAGCUCUUUCGCCUAUCUCAUCGACGCAAUCCGGAUUCUAGGAAAAGUCUUCGAGUGCGCAGGCCUAGACUCACACUUUGAAUACCAUGCCGUCGAUGUUGUAGACCAGUAUCUCUGCAACUGGCGCUUACAUCUCCCCACGUCAAAACUCGACAUUGUCAACAACGACGGUGUCGUCGACGAAGUUCUCUUCCAAGCACACAUGGUGAACUCGGGGAGUACCAUCAUGCUGCACCGUCCGCGAUCGAAUCUCGGCUUCGGAAGGGUGGAAGGCGUAAACAUAUGCGUCCAACCAGGCCAAGUGCUCCUGCCCACGCAAACGCGAGAAAUCCACACGGCAAAAUGCCUCACAUCUGCCGAGAACAUCGCCGCUUUAAUCCGACUUCCGGGCGCCCUUCUCAACCACACGCCGUUCUUCACCUGCGUCGUCGUGAUGGCUUCUGUAGUGCAUCUAUCCUAUUGGUCUUUCCUCGUCCCGGACGGCCAGGACGAUAUUGUCAAACAGUCCAUUCGUCUGGAUGUCGGCACCCUGCAGCAAUACUCCAACACGUGGCCAAUUGCGAGUGUGGUCCUCGGCCAGGUGAGGGGCGUCGCACACACGCUAUUCAACAGCAAGAAGGCGAUGAGCAUCCAUCUUUGGAGCAAUAUCGCACAGGGCGACGUUAUAAGAAACGUCAUCGAAGAGGGUGUAAAUGUGCCGCCCCAGCAGUAUGCGCAGUUGAUCGCUCCAAUGUUAAAAUCGUAGAGACGUCGAAGUAUCUACGCUUGUCGAUGCUGCAAACUUGGCUUGUCUUGUCGCCCUUUGAGCGAGUCAUUGAGCACGACCUAUUCUUUUCUUGGUUAUUUGUUCGCGCCUACAUUUGUAAAAGUAUGUCUGCUCUCAGAUACUUUACCACCCAUCGUUUGAGGUCAGGCGUUCUGUCGUAUUUAGCCAGCGAAGCGGUGUAUAACGUCAUGUUACUUUACGAAUCUGGAAACCCAUUUAACGAAGGAUGUGGGUGUUGUCGAGAUGUUG
Messenger RNA from Dothidotthia symphoricarpi CBS 119687, 2395 nucleotides. RefSeq lists its product as uncharacterized. The transcript is spliced from 4 exons. NCBI's taxonomy places the organism in Eukaryota, Fungi, Ascomycota, Dothideomycetes, Pleosporales, Dothidotthiaceae. The coding region runs from base 194 to 2125 and encodes 643 amino acids. The record is from RefSeq and is a predicted model, not a curated record. Gene Ontology annotation, biological process: DNA-templated transcription; regulation of DNA-templated transcription. Gene Ontology annotation, molecular function: zinc ion binding; DNA binding; DNA-binding transcription factor activity, RNA polymerase II-specific.